GAGGGGGGUUGUGAAGACUCCGGAAGGCUGGUGGCAGGAGGGCGGCGGCGGCUGAGGUCGAGGGGCCGGAACGCCAACAAGGAACUCACUGUGUAGCUCUGGCUGAUCUGGACCCUGCUUUGUAGGCAAGCUGGCCUGAAAUUGAGCUAUCCACCUGCUUUUGCCUCCUGGGUUGCUGGUUUAAAGAUAGUUGAAGUAUUGGUAACACCAAGGAAAGCUGUCACAAUUUGAAAAGAUAAUCCAAGACUGAUUUCCAGACACUACAAGAAAAAAGGAAGGAAAAAUGGCAUUGUACCAUCAUCACUUCAUCACAAGAAGAAGAAGGCGUCCCAUGAGAAUUUUUGUGAACGAUGAUCGCCAUGUGAUGGCAAAGCAUUCUUCAGUGUACCCAACGCAAGAAGAGCUGGAGGCCGUACAGAAUAUGGUAUCUCACACUGAGCGGGCCCUCAAGGCUGUCUCUGACUGGAUUGAUGAGCAGGAGAAGGGCGGCAGCGAACUCGCUGAGGCAGAAAAUAUGGAUACGCCCCCAGACGAUGAGAGCAAAGAAGGGGCUGGGGAACAGAAGGCGGAACACAUGACUAGGACCCUGAGGGGCGUGAUGCGGGUCGGCCUGGUAGCCAAGGGUCUUCUGCUCAAGGGGGACUUGGAUCUGGAGCUGGUUCUGCUCUGUAAGGAGAAGCCCACAACUGCCCUUCUGGACAAGGUGGCUGACAACCUGGCCAUCCAGCUCACUACUGUAACAGAAGACAAGUACGAAAUACUCCAGUCUGUGGAUGAUGCUGCGAUUGUGAUAAAAAACACAAAAGAACCCCCCUUGUCCUUGACCAUCCACCUGACCUCCCCUGUUGUCAGAGAAGAAAUGGAGAAAAUAUUAGCCGGAGAAACGCUAUCAGUCAACGACCCCCCGGACGUUCUGGACAGGCAGAAAUGCCUUGCUGCCUUGGCGUCCCUCCGACACGCCAAGUGGUUCCAGGCCAGAGCCAAUGGGCUGAAGUCAUGUGUCAUUGUCAUCCGUGUCCUAAGGGACUUGUGUACCCGAGUGCCCUCCUGGGGUCCGCUCAGAGGAUGGCCGCUGGAGCUGCUGUGUGAGAAGUCCAUCGGCACUGCCAAUAGGCCCAUGGGUGCUGGCGAAGCCUUGCGAAGAGUGCUGGAGUGCCUGGCCUCCGGCAUCGUAAUGCCAGAUGGUUCUGGCAUUUAUGACCCUUGUGAAAAAGAAGCCACUGAUGCUAUUGGGCAUCUAGACAGACAGCAACGGGAAGAUAUCACACAGAGUGCGCAGCAUGCUCUGCGGCUCGCUGCUUUUGGUCAACUCCAUAAAGUCCUGGGAAUGGACCCCCUGCCUUCCAAAAUGCCCAAGAAACCAAAGAACGAGAACCCAGUGGACUACACUGUUCAAAUUCCCCCCAGCACCACCUAUGCCAUCACACCCAUGAAACGCCCCAUGGAAGAGGAUGGGGAGGAGAAGUCUCCCAGCAAAAAGAAAAAGAAGAUCCAGAAGAAAGAGGAGAAGGCCGAACCUCCCCAAGCUAUGAAUGCCCUGAUGAGGCUGAACCAGCUAAAGCCGGGGCUGCAGUACAAGCUGAUCUCCCAGACAGGUCCUGUUCAUGCCCCCAUCUUCACCAUGUCUGUGGAGGUAGAUGGCAGUACCUUCGAGGCCUCAGGGCCAUCUAAAAAGACGGCCAAACUACAUGUGGCUGUAAAGGUGUUACAGGACAUGGGCUUGCCAACAGGCGCGGAAGGCAGAGACUCCAGCAAAGGGGAGGACUCGGCUGAGGAGUCGGAUGGGAAGCCAGCCGUAGUGGCCCCACCCCCUGUGGUAGAAGCCGUCUCCAACCCCAGUUCUGUCUUCCCUUCAGAUGCCACGACUGAGCAGGGGCCGAUAUUGACUAAGCAUGGCAAGAACCCAGUUAUGGAGCUUAAUGAGAAGAGGCGUGGCCUCAAAUACGAGCUAAUUUCUGAGACUGGGGGCAGCCACGACAAACGGUUUGUUAUGGAGGUUGAAGUGGAUGGUCAGAAGUUUCAAGGUGCUGGUUCAAACAAAAAGGUGGCAAAGGCUUAUGCUGCUCUUGCUGCGUUAGAAAAGCUUUUUCCUGAUGCCCCCCUUGCCCUUGAAGCCAACAAAAAAAAGAGAACCCCUGUACCUGUCCGAGGUGGACCCAAAUUUGCUGCCAAGCCACACAACCCUGGCUUUGGCAUGGGAGGCCCCAUGCAUAACGAGGUGCCCCCGCCUCCCAACCUUCGAGGCCGGGGUCGAGGAGGGAACAUCCGUGGGCGAGGACGAGGGCGAGGAUUUGGUGGCGCCAACCAUGGAGGAGGCUACAUGAAUGCUGGUGCCGGAUAUGGAAGCUAUGGGUACGGCAGCAAUUCGGCCACGGCAGGCUACACCUCGCACAGAAUUCAGAAUUCUAGAACCAGCGUUGUUCAGCAUCAAGGCAAAGGCCCAGCUUUGCUUUUUACGGAAAGCAUUCCUUUAUUUGAAGAGACAGAUAAUGGUCAGUUCUACAGCAAUGGAGGGCAUUCUGGGAAUGCCGGUGGUGGAGGCAGCGGGGGCGGUGGUGGCUCAUCCAGCUACAGCUCCUACUACCAAGGAGACAGCUACAACUCACCAGUGCCCCCGAAACAUGCUGGGAAGAAGCCGCUGCAUGGGGGCCAGCAGAAACCCUCCUACAGCUCGGGUUACCAGUCCCACCAGGGCCAGCAGCAACCCUACAACCAGAGCCAGUACAGCAGCUACGGCACACCGCAGGGCAAGCAGAAGGGCUACGGCCAUGGGCAGGGCAGCUAUUCCUCCUACUCCAACUCCUACAGCUCCCCUGGUGGUGGUGGGGGCUCCGACUACAGCUACGACAGCAAAUUCAACUACAGUGGUAGUGGAGGCCGCAGUGGCGGGAACAGCUAUGGCUCCAGUGGGUCAUCCUACAACACAGGCUCACAUGGGGGUUACGGCGGAGGUUCUGGGGGCAGCUCUUCAUACCAAGGCAAACAAGGAGGGUACUCAUCACAGUCGAACUACAGCUCCUCUGGGUCCAGCCAGAGCUACAGCGGCCCUUCCAGCUCCUACCAGUCCUCACAAGGCGGCUACAGUCGGAACCCAGAGCACAGCAUGAACUACCAGUACAGAUAAGGCCCAGGCUGCUCUCCCUCUCACCUCCUGCACCUCUGCCUCCGACUCGUCUCGGGAGACUGUCUGCACAUCACCGUCGCCAUGUCCACCGGCGCAGUGCCCACCCGUCCAUGCUGCCGAUGUUGCCACGCUGUGAAGUGUGGUGGUCCCUGAGGCCCGUGCCGUGACCCCUAUUUAGCUGUGUUUGGGACUCCGUGUCUUCAGUGGUUUGUUAGUUGCCAUUCCACCUUGUCUGAGUAGUGUUGGAGUUGUUGCCUUGCGGUGUCCCUCUGUCUGUCCCUGCCCGGUGUGAGUUCCAUCGGGUGUCCUUAAAGAGUUGCAGAAGGGAUACAGCAUCUGUUAAUGCUUUUGUGAAGUGAGUUAAAUGAGCUUGCUUUAUUUUAAUGCUUUAGUGUUUCGGUUUUAUAAGUGAAGAUUUUAUUUUAAAAACCAGUGAGAAAGAGUGGUUUGUUUUGUUUUGUUUUGUUUUGUUUUGUUUUGGUAUGUCUGGAUCAUUCAGGCAGUACAUUUGAAUUCCGCUGAAUGUAGACAAAUAAAGAAAAACAAAACUGC
Messenger RNA from Peromyscus californicus insignis, 3676 nucleotides. RefSeq names its product interleukin enhancer binding factor 3 (gene Ilf3). NCBI's taxonomy places the organism in Eukaryota, Metazoa, Chordata, Mammalia, Rodentia, Cricetidae. The transcript is spliced from 23 exons. Gene Ontology annotation, cellular component: precatalytic spliceosome. Bases 284 to 3124 code for a protein of 946 amino acids. The record is from RefSeq and is a predicted model, not a curated record. Gene Ontology annotation, molecular function: single-stranded RNA binding; double-stranded RNA binding.